Closterium sp. NIES-65 is the source of this 1047-nucleotide messenger RNA. Lineage: Eukaryota; Viridiplantae; Streptophyta; Zygnematophyceae; Desmidiales; Closteriaceae. The record is from the annotation of a GenBank genome assembly.
AUGGCGUAUCACCCCGUCGUCGUGGGAAUGCCUGUUGCGAACAGGAAUGGUGGAUCUAAUAGCAGCAAUGAUGGCGCCGACGAGGGCGAUGUGGAAGGGGUUGAUGUGGUGCUCGAGAUCGUGGGUUCGAAUCCCAAAACGGAAGAACAUGAAAUUGAGGAGGAGACAGGUGCGGUGCAGCAGGAGCCUCAGCUGGUGGUGGUUCGUGCGAAGGUUCUGGUCGCAGCGGAUGGCGUGCGAUCAGCCGUGCGAAAUCAGAUGAUCGGCGACUCGCCACGGUACCUGGAGCAGAUUGGUUGGAACGCGCUUGUGUCAAACCCGCCAAACGCGAGAGUGUACCCACAAGAAGAUCAGGGGUUACUUUAUUUUUUUGAUGAGGUUAUGGGUUACGAGAUAUAUUUGAUUGAUGUCGGCCACGGGAAGACGUUUUGGCAGGUUCAAACUGCUGACCCUGAUGGCCAGCUCAAGUCCAAGCUCCAGCUAACACCCUUCGGUGGUUUCGGCAAGCCAGGUGUCAAAGACCGCUUGAUGUGCCACAUCAACAAGAACGUUGCAGACCCUUCAGGGCAUGACACUUGGCAUACCGUUCUCCAGGCGGUUACCACCACCGACCCCAGUAACAUCUACGAGCGUUGGAUGAUGGACCGGCCUCCUCCAAAAGAUUCCUGGAGCGACUCUAAAUGUGGUAAUAGGGUUGUUCUUAUGGGGGAUGCCGCACAUGCCAUGCACCCUGGCCCAGGGCAAGGAGCUCAGGUUGCCUUUGAGGAUGCUCACCAGCUAUGCCUAUGCCUUGCUGAAAUCAAGGAUAUGCUCGCCGAGCCUGCUGCCAUGGCUGCUGCGGUUCGAGAGUAUGAGGCUUGGCGGAUCGACAGGUGCGUGAAAAUCCAUGCGUAUGCCACUGCAGCGCAUGGGUUCGGAGAGGAGGGGAAUCUUGUGAACGCCCUUCCUCUUCUCGAGAAAAGGAAGAUGUAUUUUGAGUUACAGAAGUGGGUCCAAGCGUACCCAGACAAGAUCAAAGGUGACCCUGAAUCCACCUACUUCAAAUGA